Messenger RNA from Penicillium maclennaniae, 1416 nucleotides. RefSeq names its product putative vacuolar sorting protein SNF7 family protein. The transcript is spliced from 5 exons. Gene Ontology annotation, cellular component: cytoplasmic side of plasma membrane; ESCRT III complex; multivesicular body. The record is from RefSeq and is a predicted model, not a curated record. Gene Ontology annotation, biological process: vesicle budding from membrane; late endosome to vacuole transport via multivesicular body sorting pathway. Lineage: Eukaryota; Fungi; Ascomycota; Eurotiomycetes; Eurotiales; Aspergillaceae. The coding region runs from base 1 to 1416 and encodes 471 amino acids.
AUGAGUGAACUUCUCACCUACAUCCUCAACAAUGAGGAUGCCUUCCGAAGGAACCGCCUUCCCUCUCUCUAUUCCGAUUUCGCCAUCCAGAAGAAGACAAAUCCAGAUGGCUACGCAGUCAACAUCGCUGCCUGGGAGCAAGCCUUGAAUCGUGCCGCCAAACGCGGAUAUACCUCGUCCCGCGGUGUGCGCGUACGCUCUGGGCCUUCAACGUCGCAAAAGAACGCGGGUUCAGGUCGAAAGAAGACCGAUCACCUCAUUCUCCGUACCGAUGAGUCCUUACUGCGUGAUCUGGAGAUUCCAGAGUGGGGUAGGCCGGUGGCAAUUGGUGCUGUCUUUGAGGAAGCGAUGGGCAAGCGGACCAUGGUCCCGUUACCGGUCUACAAAACUGACCCGGGAUGUCUGCGCAAAAGUCAAUGGAAACUUAUUGAUCCCAGCGCGUUAAGUCCGUGGAAUGUUAUGAGUUGGGGCGCGCGGCAAUUGAAGGGCAUGGUGGUGGGGUCUAAUGACUCGGCACCGAAGAUCCAGGUCCAGGAAUUGGUGCUGAUCGAGAAUCUGAAGGAGGCAGCCGCUUUAGCUAUCAAGAAGGCCACUGGUGGCACUUCGUCCAAGCUAGAUCUAAUCUACUCAAAAGAGAGCUUUGUCGAGGCAUUCGCAACAAUAUUAAACGAUUCGACAGAAUUGUCUGACUCGGAUUUUGAUGUUCUUUUGGUCUAUCUAUCCCGCGACUGCGGCGCCAUUGCUUAUGAUGGCAAGACGAUCAAGUUCAAAUCUGCGAAUGAGCCUCCGCACAUCACGCAGCAGGACACGACCAUAGCAUCUAUCAAAACCCUUGUGACGACAAUCUCGAAGCAGGUUUCGGAUCUGGAAGAGAAGAUUGAGAGAUUGAAUGCAUCUGCGAAGGCCGCACUCGCCAACAAAAACCGUGUCUCGGCGCUGGCUGCGAUUAAGUCUAAGAAGAUGGUCGAGCAUAACCUCCAGCAGCGACUGAACACUUUGACACAGCUUGAGGAGGUCUAUUCGAAGAUCGAACAGGCUGCCGGUCAGAUAGAGAUCGUACAAGUCAUGGAAGCGAGCACGGGUGUUCUUCGCGGGCUACAUUCGCAGAUUGGCGGUGUCGAAAGAGUCGAAGACGUGGUAGAAGGACUGCGGGAGGAAAUGUCCAAGGUCGACGAGAUUGGCGGCAUCAUGAACGAAGCCGCGCCUGUUAUUGAUGAGGGCGAAAUCGACGAUGAGCUCGACGCUCUGGAGAAAAGCGACCAGAAGGCGAAGGAGGAUGCGGAAGCGGAGGAAACGAGGAAGAAGCUUGCGGAGCUCAACAGUAUCAAACAGGCCCAGGCGGGAAAGGACCCCGACGAGGCGUUGGCAGACAGGCUCUCCAACAUGUCGGUUGAGGAUCCGAUCCCGGAGAAGUAG